AUGACAAUCGAGCGCAACGUUGUCCUCAUCACCGGCGCCGGCGGCUGGCUCGGCGGCCUGCUCGCCUCCCAGCUCCUCUCCGACCCCAAGACGCCCAACCUCAAGCUGAUCCUGGCGGACAUUGUCGAGCCCAAAGUGCCCGCCAAAGCGCCCUCUGGCUCAGUCAAGACGCUAAAGGCAGACCUCUGCGACCCCGCCGCCAUCGACUCGCUCUUCACCACUGAGUACGGAACCCCCGACACCGUGUACUGCAUGCACGGCAUCAUGUCGCGCGGCAGCGAGGACAACUUUGAUCUCGGCCUGCGGGUGAAUGUAGACUCUGUGCACGCGUUGCUGAACAGGGCACGAGACGCUAGCGCCAGUGCAGAGGCACCGCUCAAGUUUAUCUUCACGUCCAGUCUGGCCGUGUAUGGUGGCCCGCUCCCCCAGGUCGUGGAGCCGAGCACGAUCGCGACGCCCGAGGGCGCAUAUGGGUGCGGCAAGCUCAUGUCCGAGCUCUUGGUCAAUGAGUACACGCGCCGCGGCUUUGUGGACGGCCGCAUCCUGCGUCUGCCCACCAUUGUCGUGCGUCCCGGCCCGCCGUCGGCUGCCACCUCCGCUUUCAUCAGUGGCAUCAUCCGCGAACCGCUGCAUGGCGAGGAGGCGCUGUGUCCCGUCGGCAACUCGCUCGACUCGCCCGAACUCGGCCUCGAGGCGUGGGUUGCGUCCCCCGAGACGACGGUUCGGAACUUCGUAGUCGCGAAACACGUUCCGAGCGACAAGUUCCUCAGCCAUACCCGUGUCGUCUGUUUGCCCGGGUUCACGACAACGAUGAGGGAGGAACUGGAGGCGCUGCGCGAGGUCGCGGGCGAGGAGGCUCUGAAACUCGUCAAGUUCAAGGAUGACCCGACGAAUCGACGGAUUGUGUCUAGCUGGCCGGCCAGGUUUGACAACACAUAUGCCCUCGGAUUGGGCUUCGAGGUCGAUGAGGGAGGCAUGGUGCCCAUCGUGCGCCGGUUCCAGGCGGCGGUAAAGGCGGGCGAGGCGUGA
This is a messenger RNA of Trichosporon asahii var. asahii CBS 2479, 1029 nucleotides long. RefSeq lists its product as uncharacterized. The transcript has a single exon. The coding region runs from base 1 to 1029 and encodes 342 amino acids. The record is from RefSeq and is a predicted model, not a curated record. NCBI's taxonomy places the organism in Eukaryota, Fungi, Basidiomycota, Tremellomycetes, Trichosporonales, Trichosporonaceae.